Malurus melanocephalus (red-backed fairy wren) is the source of this 565-nucleotide messenger RNA. It is a transcript of the gene NDUFS5, whose product is annotated as NADH:ubiquinone oxidoreductase subunit S5. The transcript is spliced from 2 exons. Gene Ontology annotation, biological process: mitochondrial respiratory chain complex I assembly. Bases 122 to 442 code for a protein of 106 amino acids. The record is from RefSeq and is a predicted model, not a curated record. NCBI's taxonomy places the organism in Eukaryota, Metazoa, Chordata, Aves, Passeriformes, Maluridae.
CUUGGCGGCGGCGGYGUCGCGCAAAGCCCGUGAAGGACGGCGGCGGGCCCGUGAGGGGGGGGCGGCGGUGUCGGCGGUGUCGGCGGCGCGAUAGCGGCUCUGUCGCGACAGGCGCGCAGCCAUGCCGUUCCUCGGCCUGCAGAAGCAGCUGGGCAUCGAUCUGGACAGCUGGCUGUUGCGGCAGAGCAUGCCGCAGCCGCACAGCCAAGCCGCGGCCUGCCACGCCUUCGAACGCGAGUGGGUGGAGUGCGGGCACGGGCUGGGCCAGACCCGCGCCCGCCGCGAGUGCCAGCUCGAGUACGAGGAUUUCAUGGAGUGCAUGAACCGCACCAAGCUGGCUAAACGGCUCCGGACCAUCCUGGAGCAGCGGGACAAGCUGAUCAAAGAAGGAAAGUACACACCCCCCGACUACCACAUGGGCAAGGAGGACCCCAGGCCGUGAUUGCCACUGGAAUUCCUCUCRGAAGAAAACCCCCAGGGCACGGGGUGGGUGCCCUGCCUUGGCUGAAGGGGAACAACCUCCGGUUGGGCGUGGCUCAGGCAGUAAAUAUCCCUUUGGAAUGUC